Messenger RNA from Aureobasidium subglaciale EXF-2481, 830 nucleotides. RefSeq lists its product as uncharacterized. The transcript has 3 exons. Lineage: Eukaryota; Fungi; Ascomycota; Dothideomycetes; Dothideales; Saccotheciaceae. The record is from RefSeq and is a predicted model, not a curated record. The coding region runs from base 140 to 754 and encodes 204 amino acids.
AAACGGCUCCCCUCCAGCUGGUCAUAGCUUCUGUGUCCGUCUACAAUGAUGACCACAUCUGUUUUCAACCUUGUCACUUGUAUAUAGUAAUUUGGUCACACAAAGAAGCCGCUCUGACCAUCCUGCUUCUGUGUAACUCAUGUCUUUCGCCCGCACCAGAACAGCCGAGUCGGACUCGGUAGUCAGCUGCAAUGGCGCAAGGACUACAAAAUGGCAUACUCCUCGUUCCGGCAACAGCGUCUUAGAAAUUCAAACAUAUCCUGAUUCUUCUUCCAUCACAAAGUCUCAACGCGAGCAGCUGGUUCCUCCUUAUCAUUGGCACUGGUACCAGGAAGAACAUUUUACCGUGACUCAAGGCACUUUCAUCUUCACCCUCAACGGCAAAGACACCAAGAUUUCUGCGACGGACCCGAACCCGCGCAUGAAUAUCACUCCUGGUGCUCCUCACACCUUCGCUCCGGAUCCGUCACACAAGGGCCCUUGUGUCAUUGAGAUCUCAGCCGAGACUUCUCCUCUAUCAUCAGAAACCACUCACCAAAAGACUACUCCAAGCUUGCCUCAGCUUUUGUUGUUCCUGGACUCGGCCGAAGUGAGCUUGGCUUGGGACAUUGGUCCGACAUGGUUGAUGCAGUAUAUGACGUAUGGUUUGGGAGUCGUAGUUGGUCGAUGGAUUGGUGGAGGCUUGUUAGGAUACAAGGGAUCAUACCCCGAGUACUAUAAUCCAGAUCUCAAUGAGACCAGAAAGGAUAAAUGAUGUAUAGAUGCGUGCUUCUGUAGGAGGUCCUCACAGACAACUUUCAACUGAUGGCGUGGGUGCCUUUCGACCGACC